UCCAGUCCUCGCGUCCGCCCGCCUCCUAGGCUCGAGCUCUAGUCGAUCUAUUGGUCCACAGGGCCUGUGCCAGGCCGGUGCCCAUGGCAGCUUCGGCAGCUCUGUCGGCAGCGGCAGCAGCAGCCCUAUCGGGCCUGGCGGUGCGACUGUCGCCCUCCGCCGCGGUCCGCGGCUCCUACAGCGCCUUCUGCAAGGGGCUCACGCGCACGCUGCUCACCUUCUUCGACUUGGCCUGGAGGCUGCGCAUGAACUUCCCCUACUUCUACAUUGUGGCCUCCGUGAUGCUUAACGUCCGCCUGCAGGUGCGGAUCGAGUGAGCGC
This is a messenger RNA of Otolemur garnettii (small-eared galago), 321 nucleotides long. Its product is annotated as small integral membrane protein 10-like protein 2A. NCBI's taxonomy places the organism in Eukaryota, Metazoa, Chordata, Mammalia, Primates, Galagidae. The transcript has a single exon. The record is from RefSeq and is a predicted model, not a curated record. The coding region runs from base 84 to 317 and encodes 77 amino acids.